AUGAGUAAACAUCCCACCGUGGUGUUUCGCAAUGUGGGGCAACUGUACUUCCCCCAAAGCCGGGUGGAGUGCCACUACAGUCUGACCUCGGAGCAUCGGUGGAGCAGCAGGGACUGGAUAGGGAUCUUUGAGAUGGGCUGGUCCUCUGUCAAACACUACCACACCUACUCAUGGGCUCUUGUCCCUGAAGGGUACAUGGAGGGAACUUAUGUCAACCACUGUGCACUUUUCCAAGCGACCUACCUGCCUCGGCCCAGUGCUGUGGAGUACCAGUUCGUGUACGUGAACAAGGUGGGAAAGGUGUGCGGCCGAAGCCGUCCCUUCAUUUUCUGCGCGCCCAAGCCCCUGGAGGAGCUGGAGACUCUCAGGGAGGAACAAGAUGAGGAAGACGGAGAAGAGGAGCUGUUGCUGGUCAUCCCCAGGGCUCAGCUCCUGCAGAGUCGGCUGGAGGAAUGCCUGAAAAAGCAGGGGGAUUUACAGCGAGCUUUGGAUGUGGCCAGAAAGAAGAUAGAGGAUGAAAAGGAAAUGAGCAAAGCAGCAAGGAUGCAAUGGGAGAGGGAAAGAGAUGCAACGAAGGAGGAGAUCACGGAACUCAGAGGUAACCUGAGACACAGCUGCAAGAUGCUGCAGAGGAUGGAGGAAACGCACAAGGAUGGAACAUACAGUCAGGAGAAUAUGUCCUCAGAACUGAGUAAACUCCUGGCCGAAAAGGCCGAAAAUCAGCAGCAAAUCCAAGACUUGGAGAAGAACGUCAAAGCCCUGGCUGACAAAGAAAUAGAAGCAAACAGUGAACUGGAGAGGCUGAAAGAGAGAGUGAAGAAAAUGACCAGUCAAAUGAAACACGACGAGGAAAAGCGGAAGUCUCUGCAGGGGGAGAUUGAGGCGUCCCUGGGGGAGGUGCGCGGGCUGCAGGAGCGCCUGGAGGCCGGGGACCACGUGGCAGAGUCCCUGCGUCGAGAGCUGAGGGAGCUGGGCAGCCGACAGAGCCACACCCACGCCGAGCUGCACCAGGCCCGGCUGCAGGUGGCCCAGCUCACCCUGCAGAUGUCCGACGUGGACCUGAUCCUCAGGGAGGAGCGGGCCAACUCCGCCCUGGAGAGGGAGGCCUCCAGGCACGCAGCAGAGAUCGAUAAAAAGAAAAUCCAGGACCUGACAGGUGAGCUGCAGAGGAAGGAGGAAUGGCUCCUGGAGGAGAGGACGGAAAGGGACAACCUGGAGGCAGAGCUCGGACGAGAGAAAGUGCAGCUGAGCCACGCCAACAAGGAGCUGCACCAGCUGAGGGCCACUCUGAGAACGCUCCAGGAGGAGAGAGAAGGGGAACAAACAGAGAAGCAGGCACGUUUUCCUUAA
Molecule: messenger RNA, 1350 nt
Organism: Menidia menidia (Atlantic silverside)
Lineage: Eukaryota; Metazoa; Chordata; Actinopteri; Atheriniformes; Atherinopsidae
Source: the annotation of a GenBank genome assembly